This is a messenger RNA of Chenopodium quinoa (quinoa), 4000 nucleotides long. Its product is annotated as kinesin-like protein KIN-14J. NCBI's taxonomy places the organism in Eukaryota, Viridiplantae, Streptophyta, Magnoliopsida, Caryophyllales, Amaranthaceae. Gene Ontology annotation, biological process: microtubule-based movement. The transcript is spliced from 22 exons. The coding region runs from base 492 to 3668 and encodes 1058 amino acids. Gene Ontology annotation, molecular function: microtubule motor activity; ATP binding; microtubule binding. The record is from RefSeq and is a predicted model, not a curated record.
UACUAUACGAAUUUCCUUAAAGUACGUCACAAAAUUAAUUUGUUUUUUGAAAGAUCACCAAAUUAAAUUUUGAAUACUCGUAACAAUUUUUGUACGACUACAUAAAAAAAAAAAAAAAAAAAAAAAAAGACAAAUUCCAAAACCAACCCUUCACCGUCUUUGCUAUUGCUACUGCACGAAAAUAUACAGGACACCAAAAAGAGGAGAGAGAAUUUAAAAGGCUGCCAUUUUUCUCAAAGCAAAAUUUAGAGAGAGAAAGAGAGGAGAGAGAAAGUUAGAAGGGUUCAACAAUUAGGGGUUUCGUCUCCAUUUUCCGAUCUCAUAAACCCUAGCAUUUCCUUCAGUUUUCUCUCUCUCACCUUCGAUUUUUCAAUUUGCUCCUCGUUUUUCUUCUUCUAAUUUUUCAGGGACCUGCCAUGAUUUUCUUGUGAGUAUUUCGAAAUUGCAAUUGUCAGUGGUUGUGAGAAAAAAGCAUUAUUUAAGAUUUGCUAAUGGACCUCCAAACACAAGCGCACUUGGGAGGCAAUGGGUUAUUGAACUUUAAUGGUGAAGCAUGUAAUGGAAAUGAUGGAAAAACUGAUAGUUUCAAUAGAAUUAUCAUGGACGUGAUUGAGUGGCUGAAUGGGCAGCUCCCUGAUUUGAAUGUUCCAGCAAACUCUUCACUUGAGGACUUAAGAUUUUGUUUGCAAGAUGGAACUGUUUUAUGUCACUUGUUGAAUAGGCUUAGCCCUGGAGCAGUUGAAAUGGAUCGUAAUUUGGAGCCCCAAGCCAUGGUUGAAAGGUUUUUGUCAACUUUGGAUAAAAUGGGCUUGCCUAGAUUUGAAGUUUCAGAUUUAGAACAGGGUUCAAUGAUCAAGAUCUUGGAGUGGCUUCAGGUGUUUAAGAGUAAUUUUAGCUCUAACAUUGAUAGGGAAGCUGCUCGCAACCAUGUGAGAAAGAAAUGGAAUGUGCCAGAGAUUGAAGAUUUGGAUACUACUGAUCAUUCCCAGCUGGAUGCUCUCAAUUCUACUAAGUUUGGACCAGAUAAAAGAAGGAAUUCAUGGGAAUCAAAGUUUCAAACUGUCCUUCGCAGUACUACUUUAUCAGGAAAUCUUGGUCCUGAUGUCAAGGUGUCAGAAUUGAUGAAGUGGAACAGCUUAGAUAAAACUCCUAUGCAAUUGCUGUUUAGCAUGGUCGACAGGGUCUUGGAUGAAAGUUUGGAUAGAAAGAGUGGGGAUGUAUCUCAUCGUGUGGCUUGCCUUUUGAAAAGACUUGUACGAGAGAUUGAGCGCCGGGUGUCAAAUCAAGCAGAUAAAAUAAAAAAUCAAAACAAUCUCUGCAAGGUUCGUGAAGGCAAAUAUCAAUCAAAAGUGAAAGCCCUUGAGACGCUUGCUGUUGGGGCCGCUGAAGAAAGUGAGGUUGCUGUAAACCAUCUUCGGCAAAUUAAGACAGAGAAGACCAAAUUAGAGGAGAAGAAGAAACAUGGUGAGCAGGAUGUGGUUAGAUUAAUGAAAGAAAGGGAUGAGCGUGAUGCAGAGAUAGAAGCUCUCAAACAAGAGCUAGAGGAGGUUAAAAGGUCGAAUGAGAAGCAUUGCUCACAAUUGGAAUCUGAAGCGAAAGAUACUAGAGCAAAGUUGCAGGAGAAGAUCAUGGAUCUUGAGUCUCUUCUACAAGUUUCAAAUAAAAAAGUAAAUGAAUUGGAGGAAACUUUUGAACAUGAGACUCAGAAAUUGAAAAUUAGAGACCUUCGUUAUUCUUGCUUUGUGGAUUCCCAAUUUGAUGUUAUGAAGGCACUAAGGAUGGAAUUAGAUUCUGUAAAGAAAGAGCUUUUGAUGACGCAAGACUGUUAUCCGCUUGAAUUUCAAAUUCUAGGCACAAAGCUCAAGGAACUUGUAGAUGCUGCCGAGAAUUACCACAUGGUUCUUGCAGAAAAUCGUAAAUUAUACAAUGAAGUUCAGGAUCUGAAAGGAAAUAUCAGAGUGUAUUGUCGCAUAAGGCCAUUUCUUCCUGGGCAGAAUGAGAAACAGACAACAAUAGAGUACAUUGGUGAGAAUGGAGAGCUUGUUGUUGUCAAUCCCCUAAAACCUGGGAAAGAUAGUCGGCGGUUGUUUAAGUUCAACAAGGUCUUUGCUCCAGCAGCUAGUCAAGAGGAGGUAUUUAUUGACACUCAACCACUAAUUCGAUCUGUUCUUGAUGGAUAUAAUGUAUGUAUUUUUGCCUAUGGUCAAACUGGUUCAGGCAAGACAUAUACUAUGACUGGACCAGAUAUGACGUCAAAGAAGGAUUGGGGUGUCAAUUAUCGAGCUCUGCACGACCUUUUCCAGAUUUCACAGAAUAGGAGAAGCUCCAUCAUGUAUGAAAUUGGUGUUCAGAUGGUUGAGAUUUAUAAUGAGCAAGUCCGAGAUUUGCUUACAUGUGAUGGUUCACAGAAAAGACUUGGGAUUUGGAGUUCCAGUCAACCGAAUGGCUUGGCUGUCCCAGAUGCAAGCAUGCACCCUGUUAAGUCUACUAAUGAUGUGCUUGAGUUGAUGAACAUUGGCUUUAUGAACAGAGCUGUAGGUGCCACAGCAUUGAAUGAAAGGAGUAGUAGAUCUCAUAGCAUUCUUACAGUCCAUGUCCGUGGCAUGGAUUUGAAGAGCAAUUCUGCCUUGCGUGGUUGUCUUCACUUGGUGGAUCUUGCAGGGAGUGAAAGAGUGGAUCGCUCUGAAGCAACUGGAGAUAGACUAAAGGAGGCUCAACAUAUCAACAGAUCACUCUCUGCUCUUGGAGACGUUAUCUUUGCAUUAGCUCAGAAGAAUUCUCAUGUGCCAUAUAGAAAUAGCAAACUCACUCAGGUUCUUCAGAGUUCACUAGGUGGACAAGCAAAGACAUUAAUGUUUGUGCAGCUUAACCCUGAUGUGGAGUCUUACUCUGAAACUACCAGCACUCUUAAAUUUGCUGAGAGGGUAUCCGGGGUGGAGUUGGGUGCGGCACGUAGUAACAAAGAGGGAAGAGAUGUUAGGGAACUCAUGGACCAGGUUGCAUCUCUGAAAGCUACCAUUGCAAAGAAAGAUGAGGAUAUUCAGCGCUUGCGUCUUGUCAAGGCUAGUACUAACAGUGAGAAGCGUGGUGUGAACCCUCUAAAGCCUGGGCUUUCUUCUCCUGGGAGGCAUUCCUUUGGGCCAUCUCGAUCGUCGCGCAAACUGUCAGGGCAGACUAGCAGACCAACUUCGGAUCAAGAUUAUGGUUCCGAACAUAGUGAUAGACAUUCUGAAGCUGGUUCACAGCAUUCGGUUGAAGACCUUAAGAACCAGCGUGAAAUCUUGAGGCAUCCAGACCUUCCUGCAUCUGAUGCAGUUCAUAAUUUUAAUGAUGAUAUCGAUCUUUUGGGAUUUGGAGAUGCGGACUCUGAAGAGAGAUUAAGUGAUAUAUCUGAUAGUGGCCUUUCAAUGGGGACGGAAACUGAUGGUUCUAUUUGCAGUGUUGUGGAGUACACACUUUUUCCUGAAGCGGCAAAACCAGAGGAAAACCUAGAAAAGUUAACCGUGCCAACCAAACUUCCAAAACCUCCACAAAAACAGCAGUCAGGGUCUUCUCGGUUGUUGCACGGCAAGACUUCCUCUAAAGCUGUAUCAAGUUCUAAGAAACCAGUGCCUACUAGCUCUUCAUCAGUGAAGCCUAAAGUCAGGCCUCCGAAACGGUGGGCUUGAAGCUGCAAUGCUCUUGCAGCUGUUGUAGGCUGUUGCGUAACUAUGUAAUAUAUAAUUAUAUGUCUGUCUUCUUUCAAUCUUUCUUCUCUCACCACAUAAUUUUAGCUUAGGUGAUUUAUGCACUUGAUUUGGCAGAUGUAACAUAUACGCGCUUGUAGUGUAGUCUUUGAUUGUAGAGGGGUUUAUCUAACUGUCCUUUAAGCAUGCUUUAAGAAGCAGCUCGAUUACUUCAUGGACCUGAAACAACUUGGUAAUAUUUGUAAUUAUGUACAGGAAAAAAAAAAUGUUGAAAUGCUUCCUAUUUCGAAAAUCAAAUUUGCCAAAUUAUCUCU